AUGGCGGGGAGUGAGAGAGGUCAGCCGGUCUCACUCCGUGAAUCUUCCUCACCGGCCUUGGUUCAGGCAAGAAUCACCCUGCCAUGCGCCGGUUUUACACUUGGACAGGGACUGAUCCGCCUCCGCAGCUCGGAUCAGGUGCCGAGUCCCACGUGCGCGGACCCACCGGACGACACGCGCCUGGAGUUCAAGGACUUCAAGCGCGAGGCCCGGACCUUGGCCGAAGAGUUCUUUUGCUCCCAGGACGUGGAGGGGAUGGUGGCUUCCGUGAAAGGCUUGGGAUGCUUGCCCUUCCAUGAUGAGCUUGCAGCCUUACUUCUGAGAGCCUCGCUGGACCAGAAGGAUGCCACUAGACAAUCCGUCAUCCCGCUCUUGCUGACGCUCCAUGAGAAUGAGCUGCUCUCCACGGCCCAGUUGGCCCGUGGCUUCGAAAAGCUGGUUUUAUCCUGGGAGGAUUUGCAACUGGAUGUUCCUGGAGCCCCAGGGCUCUUGGUCUCUUUGCUCUCCUCCCGCGUGGGGCUUUUCGAUAAGAGCCUCUUUGCUCGGCUGCCGGAAGAUUUGUUGGCCAAGGUGGUCGAGGAUCUCCCCAGCAACCUGGCGCAGCGCACCAUUCAGACGCACCUUUCAGAGCUCACAGCUUUUAAAAUCGAGCUCCACAGCAAGAUUGAAGAGCAGUUGUUGCGUAUGGGAACAGCGGACGGCCUGGCAGCGUGGUUGCGGGAGGAGUGCAAGCCGGCUUUCCACCAUGAGGUGGUGGUCGCCGCUUGUUUGAGCUCCUUCGACGGGCGACCCCAUCCCGAUGCCUAUUGGACCAGCUGCUUCGACCCUUCGGACCUGCGCACGGAGAAGUGUCGGAUGAUCCUGGAUGCCUUGGUGCAGCUCUCCACCUCCGAACACCUCUUGAGCGAGACGGACAUUCAAAUCGGUUUCUCCAGGGUCUUGGGCAUCGUCACCAGCGAGAUGGAGGUGAAGGAGACACGCAGCGAGUUCCCACAUCUGGUGGCCCUCCUUCGUGGAGCCGUGGAAAAGGAGCUCCUGGCGGCACAGUUCCUGAAGCUCGCGCGGCGCUUGCACUACGGCGGCCCGUUGGGCAUGCAGGCGCUCCGCUGCGCUCAGCGGCAGACGCCCUUGCACUCCAGGCGUGUGUGGGGCACCGGCGAUUUGCGGCAGAUGCGUGCGGAGAUGCACGACACCAUCGAGGUCUGUUUGGUUCGCGCGCGCGCGCGAAGGUUUGGGGCGGUGAAGUCGGUGUGUGGAUCGUGUGUUCAUGGGCUCCAAGUACAUCCGGAAAAGGUGUUGGGAGCCCUUCUGGCACCCGGGUCGCCCAAAUAG
Molecule: messenger RNA, 1332 nt
Organism: Durusdinium trenchii
Lineage: Eukaryota; Dinophyceae; Suessiales; Symbiodiniaceae
Source: the annotation of a GenBank genome assembly